AUGGCAUUCGCGAUGACAGGACAGCUCACGAUUGGGAACAACGACGAAGUGACCAACGUCGUCGUCCUCGAAUUCACGCGCGUCGUCCUCGCCAUCGGCGUAUUCGCGAUCGGCGUGGAGCUGCCCAAAGCCUACAUGGCGCGCCACUGGAAAAGCCUCUUCUUCCUCUUGGUGCCAGUCAUGACAUGGGGCUGGGUAGUCUCCGCAGCGUUCAUCUACGCACUCAUUCCAAAACUCAACUACGUCUCCUCUCUCGCCAUCGCAGCGUGCCUCACACCUACCGACCCCAUCCUCGCAGCCGCAGUCAUCGGUGGCAAAUGGGCCGACAAGCACGUACCAGCUCACCUCCGCCACCUCCUCGCCGCAGAAUCGGGAUGCAACGACGGAGCAGCCUUUCCCUUCCUCUUCCUCGCUCUCUACCUCCUGCUCGACAUUGACGCUAAGACGGCGGUGAAGGAUUGGUUUCUGCUUCUCUGGCUAUACCAAAUCGCAUUAGCAAUCGUAAUGGGCGCACUCCUCGGCUUCGGCUUCCGACACCUGAUGAAAUUCUGCGAACGACUCGACCUAAUCGACCGACACUCGUACGUAGCCCAAUACGUCUCCCUCGCGCUCUUCACCAUCGGCGUCACGACCCUCCUCGGAACGGACGACCUCCUCGCCGCCUUCGCCUGCGGCACCGCCUUUGCCUGGGACGGCUUCUUCAACCGGCAAACCGAAGAAUCCGUCUUCAGCUCUGUAAUAGACUUGUUGUUUAACGUUGCUGCGUUUAUAUUUGUAGGCGCGUGGAUGCCGUUCGAUAAAUUCCAGGAUGGGGAGAUUGAGUUGAGUGUGUGGAGGUUGAUUGUCAUUGCGGUGUUGGUGUUGGUGUUUAGGAGGUUGCCGGUUAUGAUUGCGCUGUAUAGGUGGAUACCGGAUGUGAAGAAUUUGAGGGAGGCGACGUUUAGUGGGCAUUUUGGGCCGAUUGGGAUUGGCGCAGUAUUCAUCUCCACCCUCGCCCUCGAAGUAAUCCAUCGUCAGCACCCCACACCCACCACAACAUCCAACUACGACCAAAUCCACCGCGUAACCGAAGUCAUACACCCCGUCGUAUCCUUCAUGGUCCUCUGCUCGAUCACCGUGCACGGACUCUCGAUACCCUCGUUCAGUCUUGGUAGGAGAGUGCAUUCGGUUAGUAGGACGUGGUCGGUGCAUUCGGGGAGGACGUGGUCGAGGCAUGCGACUGCGACUGGGACUGCGAGAGGUGCACCGGAGUGGACGUACCAUGCACGGUUGGUUAGUCGUGGUGAUGCGGGGAUUGUUAUUAAUAGGGAUCGGGGUGAUGAGGGGGCUGGAGGAGUGGGGGAGGGAGUGGGGGAGGAGGAGGAGGAGGAGGAAAGGAGAGUGGUCGGGGUGGUGGAUUUGGAAAAAGGCCAGACGGAUUCGGAGAAGACGAAGGAAGGGAGUGGGAGUGAGAAAGAUGGUAUUGGUGGAGGGGAGAGGCUUGAAAUAUAUGUGGACCAUGCGGGUGAGUUUGAUGAGGACCACCGGGACAGGCGUGGUGAGGAUCUCGAGAGCGGUUUCUCGGGAGGAAUAGGGAUAGAAGGAGGAGCAGGGGGAGCACCAGGCGAAGUAAGGUUCGCGGAGCGAGCUACGGAGGAAGGUGGAAGAGCCAAGUUGAAAGCGAAAGCUGAUGCGGAUGUUGUGUCGCCUUCACCGCCCUCUGGUUCUCCAUCUCCUCUCUCUCCUGGUUCCCCACCAUCUCCCCCCACAACAUCGAUUUCGAUUACGGUGCCAGGACAGGAAGAAGAAGAGCGACACCCACACAUUCGCCUACUAGAACCUUCCUACCCGUUCUCCCCUCAUAGAUUGUCGGUGACCUCCCCGUCGAGGUCGGUGGAUCUCGGUGAUGUGAAGGCGAGGAGAUUACGGAGUGGAGGGAGGGACGACAUUCCGGUUAUUGAGAGGCGGUUGGGGCCUGGGGAGGAUGUCGAAGUAACAGUCAUCCACGACCCUCCAUCCCCCGCUUCAUCUACACACGCUGGCACCGCCGUCCACGAAACGAUAAACGAUCUCGAACGGACGGUGUCCAGGGAGUUGAUGGCUGCUGCGGAGGGCCUGCAUAGAGUGGGGAGUCGGGUGAGGGAGGUGGUGGCUGGGCCUGUGCUGAAGAGGACGGGCACGAGUGGGAGGGCUGAGAGGGUUGUUAUGAGGGUUAGGGGGCGGAGGAGGGGGAGUGUGCGGGGGUCUUCUGGGGCGGGUGGAGGAUCUGGGGUCGGUGGUGGGUCUGGGACUGGUGGAGGGAUGGGUGUGGGUGGUGGGACGGGUGAUGGGACGGGUGCGAGUGGUUCUGGGAGUGGUUCUGGAGGUGGUGGUAUGAGUAUGGAGGCAGCAGGUGCGACUACCGGCUCUCGCGAGGACGAUGAAGAUACGUGGGAAUCGGAGAGUUCGAACGAGGGUCAUGCUCAUCCACAUCGAGGUGGAGGACAGGGAAAUUCGGGCUCGAAGUUAAAGUCGAAGUCGAGAUCGCGGUCACCGACACGACAGCACUCGACGAAGCAGGGUAGUAAGAAGAUGCGUGUAGGAAGUGCGAUUAGGUCGGUUGUUGGGGGUGUUGGACUCGGAAAGUCGGUUGUUGGAGGUGUUGGGAGGAGGAAGGGGUCGGUUUCGUAUACUCAUUCGCGGUCGAUUGGGGGUUCUUCGGGAACGCAUUUGUCGCCUCCUUUGGGGUCGUCGUAUGGAUCACCACGUCUGGCUUCUCAUGGUUCACCGCACAUUUCCUCUCAUGGUUCACCGCACAUUUCCUCUCAUGGUUCACCGCACAUUUCCUCGCAUGGUUCACCGCACGUCUCUUCGCAUGGUUCACCACACGAUUCGGGUCGUUCGUCGACGCAUCUUUCGCCUCAUUCGUCGCAGACGCAUCUCCCCGUCCAAGAUCAACGGGGAUCAUCGUCAGGGGAGAGGUACGAGAUGGAGGAGGUGCCCAGUGGACGAUUCCGAGGUCGUGCGCCCUCUCGAUCCAUAGAUGGUGGUGGUGGUGGUGGUGGCGGUGGUGGUGGGACGGCGUCCCCGAUUCCGUCGCUGAUGGUUACACCUGCCGAAGGCGCUAAUGGGAGUCCAAGCAGUGGUGGAAGUGACGGUUCGACUGGUGUAGGAGGUGGAAGCGGGAGUAGCAGUACUGGAGGAGGCGGGAGUACCUGUGCUGGAGGAAGCGGGAGUACUAGUACUGGAGGAGGAGGGAGCGCGUUCAGGUCUUCACGACUAGGUGUGCACACGCGGGAUAGUUCGCCUGCGAGGAGUGUGCGGUUUGUUGAGCAUGGUGCUGGGACUGGGAUGAGGAGUGCGGCUGGGAGUCGGAGUGGGUCUAGGACGAGGGGGUUAGAGGUCUCCCCUCGAUAG
Messenger RNA from Coprinopsis cinerea okayama7#130, 3375 nucleotides. RefSeq names its product Na+/H+ exchanger AnNHA1. The record is from RefSeq and is a predicted model, not a curated record. Lineage: Eukaryota; Fungi; Basidiomycota; Agaricomycetes; Agaricales; Psathyrellaceae. Bases 1 to 3375 code for a protein of 1124 amino acids. Gene Ontology annotation, molecular function: sodium:proton antiporter activity. Gene Ontology annotation, biological process: sodium ion export across plasma membrane; proton export across plasma membrane; intracellular potassium ion homeostasis. The transcript has 7 exons. Gene Ontology annotation, cellular component: plasma membrane.